UCUCGUUCAAUGAACCCCUUGCAGGAAGAUAUCAUUUUCAUGGCGGUAUUGGAUAUCACCAUAUUAUAAUUUGUAGAAACCUUACAAGAUACCUGGAAUGUAAAAUUAGUUCAGUUCUAUAUUUCAGUUCACUAUGUAUAGCAGAGAAAAAAUUAUAAAUGGACUUGUGCACUUUGCCAGUGAAUUGCUGUGAUUUUGUUGUUUGUGACAAUUGCAAUUAUACCGUAAUUGGUAUUAAGUGAGUCUAGUAGUUGAAAAAAUUCCUAGACUGAAAUACAAAAUGGAACCAGAAGAAGGUAAUCGCCUCUGUCUUCCAUUACAAAAAAUUAGUUUCGGAUUGGGUCAUGUUUUUAACGAUUUAUGUGCUGCCAUGUGGUUCAGUUAUACACUGUUCUACCUCCAAGUGGUUCUGACUAUGGAAUCUAGAACGGCAGGAUUAUUGCUGAUGAUUGGUCAAGUUGUAGAUUCUGUAUCAACCCCCAUGGCCGGAUGGAUUGUCGAUCAUUGUGGCCACCGCAAGCUCUGUCAUUUAGGAGGUACAAUAGCGGUUUCUGUUGGUUUCUGUAUGAUUUUCUCUAUGAAACCAACAACGUAUAAUACUUCAGCAUUAACAUAUUACGCUUUGGUCAUAUCAGUCUUUCAAAUAGGAUGGGCCAUUGUUCAAAUUUCUCAUUUAUCGAUAAUCCCCGAAAUAUCGAGAAGUCAUAGUCAUAGUUCAGAUUUAACUGCUAUCAGUCAGGAAAUUGCCCUUCUGAUAACAUUCAUAGGGCUGCUUUCUUCUAUGUUAUUUUAUUGUGGUCUCUUGGGAACAUAUGAAAAUGAAUAUGAAACCAUUGGAGAGACGGAAAUUGAAGACGCUAACACACUCCACAAUCACAAUGGAAAACAUUUUUUGAAAUCUUUCGUCAUAUAUUGUGUAUCGGUAAUGUACAUGACAUCGAGAUUAUUCACAACACUGAAUUUGAUUUAUAUUCCGCUUUAUAUAAACGAAAGAGGUGCAUUGAAUGACGUUGACAAGGAGAAAGUUAGAGAAACAAUUGCUACAGUACCAUUGGCCUCGUAUAUAUCCUCCUUCUUGACAGCAAUAUUUUUGAAAUUUAGAAUAGAGAUAUUCACUGAUAAGGUAACUUACUUUAUUGGAUCUCUCAUCGGACUUGUUGCAUCAAUUUGGAUAGGCAUAGGAGUGUCCCAAGACUCUGAUGGACAACUUUUUGUGAUUGCUACAUUGUUAGGCAUCAGUGGAUCCUCGACUAUGGUUAGCAGUUUGUGCAUAACGGCGAACUUUGUGAAAACUAAUGGCUGUGGAGGUGGACUUGUGUACAGUUUGGUUACUUUUACCGACAAAUUGAUAUCGGGAUGUGUUGUUCUGUUGAUCCAAAAUUUGCAAUGUUCUCCCAGUAGCUUGUGUCCUCAUUUUUACGAAAAUGUCUUGUCUUAUAUAUGUGCAGUGGUUACUUUGGUAGGACUAUUGUCUUUGAUUUUACUACAGCUACAAAUAAGGAAGAAUUCUCAAAGGAUCUGAUGCAGUAUUGAAAGAAUUGAUGAGCGAGAUUCUUGUGGCAUUUGGUACAGUCAGUUAUCAAUCAUUGGAUAUAUUGAACAAUGCGCUUAUUGUAUGACGGUCAUUACGAAUAUUUCAAAUGUAAAAUGUCAAAUGAAAGAUCUAAUAAACUGUGUUUAUUUUAA
Leptinotarsa decemlineata (Colorado potato beetle) is the source of this 1686-nucleotide messenger RNA. It is a transcript of the gene Tc-re, whose product is annotated as major facilitator superfamily domain-containing protein 12-like. Lineage: Eukaryota; Metazoa; Arthropoda; Insecta; Coleoptera; Chrysomelidae. Gene Ontology annotation, molecular function: symporter activity. The record is from RefSeq and is a predicted model, not a curated record. Gene Ontology annotation, biological process: carbohydrate transport. Gene Ontology annotation, cellular component: plasma membrane.